Messenger RNA from Caenorhabditis auriculariae, 2193 nucleotides. The record is from the annotation of a GenBank genome assembly. Lineage: Eukaryota; Metazoa; Nematoda; Chromadorea; Rhabditida; Rhabditidae.
AUGACCGACGGGAUGUUGAUCAAACUCCUGCUCCUGUUGCUGGCCACAGUCGUCAUCGGCUGUGAGUUUUAGCUCAUUUUUCUCCUUUGAUUCUGAGAUUUUCAGAUACGCACACGCAAAAGGAAGGAGACGUUGGUGUUAGUUUUAUUUUAUUAUCUUCUGUUUGAUAAGAAGUUGAAGUAGUCACUUUUGGGGUGAAAAAUAAAUAAUUUUCACGGAUCGUUUUUCAACGAAUUUCGUUGGUUAUCAUUUCUUCUCUUAGUUUACGUUUCCCUUAUACUAUUUUGCGUCAACCAAUAAACAAAAAAAUAUUCUGCGUAGUCACUCAAAAAAACUGUAAAAUGAAGUGCUUGAUUUUAUUCAGUUUAAAAGUAAAAAAAUUUUUUUCUUGAAUUUACAGAAAAACCCCGCCGAAGCACCCGAAGAAAGAUGCAAGCCGGAGCGUAAGUUUUAUUUUUCAAUUGCUGGUUUUUGUGAAACCAUCAGCAUAAAAAUAAAAACGGAAUAACUUUUUUUUGUACUUCAGCGAAAAGAAAAUGGAUCUUUUUGCGCACACUGAAUGAAUCCUGCUCGAUAUAUCGGUGGUGCGUCGACCCCCUUGUGUGCCGGGACAUUGGGGUAUGUUUAAAAUUUCUUCUCAUAGUUCAAAGUUUUGAUGUUUUUUGGAACUCACAAAAACUUGAAUUGAAAUCUUUUUCGAAGUUUCAGUUAAGGCGAAUGAUUUGAUUCCAAUGAAGCGCUUCGAAAAGAUCCUCUUUUUUUCAUAAGCGUCUUCAGUCUGAGCUUUUGUUGGAGAAGCUCGAGAAUGUAGUGAAUAAUUCCAUAGCUUCCAUUUUUGUUAUUAACAGUUUUGCCAAAAAUGAAGCAAAAAGAAAAGCUUUAAACAUUCUUCCGUAGAUUUCACUGCCCAAAGCCGAUGGUAGAUUGGGUGUAACUGAACUAUAAACAUUGAAGAGUAACUUCUGAAAAUUCAGGUCGAGCACCCCGAUGGGUCGCCCUACACAUGUGUUGAAAAAACGAGAAAAUACAGUAAGUUUGAAGGUAUCAUUAUCAGUUCUUGUUUCUUUUUACAGACGACAGGCGGUGGUAUCGGCAAGCUGGUGAGACGUGCUCAUCAUAUUAUUGGUGCGACCGCAAUUUAACUUGCGAGGAGGCGGUAUGUUUUGUCCAAGAAAAAAAUCUCAAAGAUUCGCGAAUUAUAAGUCAUGCAAUACUUAAUUCUCCUGUGAAUCAAAUCGUUGGAACAAAAUUUAUCGCACUUCAUAAACUUUAAAGCGUUCGAAAAUUCAAGGCCUUAACAAUCGAAGUAUUUUUACUUUGCUCUUGGGAUUUUUCUAUAAGUUGGCCAGAACGCUUCUUGAUGUACCAGAAGAAGAUUCUGAAAGUCUCAAACUGCACUAAUUUCUCGUUUUUGAGAAAAGACGUCUCAAAGUUAUAGAAAAUUGUCAAAAUCCAUAAAAAUAGGCUAAUUUGAGGCGUUAAGCCCUUUCGAAAAGUAAAAAGUUGUGCAGGUUGAGACUUUCAGGAUUUCUUGAUACAUCAAGAAGUCUUCUGGCCAUUUUUCAAGAAGUUUCCAACCAUAAAGUAGGUUGACCUUCCUUGUAAGAUAUUUUAUUCUACGGAAUAGUAAGGAAAUGAAGAAAACCAUCUCUAUAAACUAAAUUGAAUUUCAGGAAGGCAGCAAGUUCAAGCGAUGUAAGCCGGAAAGGCGAAGCGUCUGCGGGUGUGUUACAGUCGACAAGUACAGUCGGCUGAACAAAAGAACGUCCAUCAAACCGCUCUUGUGAGUUUUUUUCCUCACAAAUCCUAGCUUUCCGUCGAAAAAUCAAAAAAAAAUAUGGCUCUGAGAAUGCUGGUUACCCAGCCUUUCGGUAUGGUCUAGAAUAUUUCUGGGAAAUGGAUGAUGUUUUCUAAAGAUAAUUAUUGUGAGAUAAAAUACUAAUCUUCCAUUUCUAUCUACUGUUUAGCAAAUAUAGUUUUUCAAAGGGUCCACGUAAGCUUAAGACUGUUUUUUGUUAUCAAGUUUUGGAAAAAUGCCUAUGAUCCUACUUUUUACUUCCACCGGGAGAAAAAGCUUAAAAAAAUGAUGAUAAUAAGCAAAAUUCGAAAAACUAUAGUUUUUCAUAUACUCUAUUAUUCCAAUACCUAUUUUUUAGGGACAAAUGCUACGGCCCAAAAUGGAACUUCGACUGA